Molecule: messenger RNA, 1207 nt
Organism: Brachypodium distachyon (stiff brome)
Lineage: Eukaryota; Viridiplantae; Streptophyta; Magnoliopsida; Poales; Poaceae
Exons: 1
Coding region: 100-762 (220 amino acids)
Biological process (GO): response to osmotic stress
Cellular component (GO): nucleus
Molecular function (GO): calmodulin binding
Source: RefSeq, a predicted model, not a curated record
CCAUUCCCAACUCCUCCAACACCAAACCCCGGAAGCCGCACACACGGUCCACACUAGCCGAUUUGGGUACCUUUGCAUAGCUGAUAGCUAGCAAGCGCCAUGGACGCCAUAUCCUGCCUGCCGCCGCUGCCGGCGUCCACGUACAUGAGCACAUCCGCCGCUGCCUGCUACACCGACGCCGCCGUCGCCCGCGCGCUCCCCUUCUCCAUGCCCGCCUCCGCUUCCUCCUCAGAGCUCGACCCAUGCUCCUCUUCGCCUCUGUUCGCGGACUUCGUCCCCGGCGCCGGUGGCUGCAACUGGUUCGCCUCCGGGUCCUCGCCGCCCAUGGUCGAGUCCGUGUUGGUCGCGACCACCCCGGCAUCCAACAAGAGACAGCAGCAGCAGCUGGGCUGCCGCGCGGGCGGCCCAGGGAAGCGGCGAGCCAAGAGGCGGCCGUCGAAGCGCGCGCCGACGACGUACAUCAGCACGGACACGGCCAACUUCCGCUUCAUGGUGCAGCACGUCACCGGCGCCCUCCACCACGACGUCGACGUCGACGGUUUCUUCUCGCCUGCUGCAGCGUCCAGUCUGUUGCUAGCCCAGGACGAUGCUGCCUCUUACGGCGCCGCGUUCGGCAUGGACGAUGAUGGCCUCCUGGUUGCCGACGACGGGGCCGCGGCGCUUCAGCAGCAACAUCAUCGGCAACAACAAGAGCAGCAGCAGCAGGCGUGCUUCCCGACGCUCGACUCGUGGAGCGUCAUGUGUCACAACCACCAGAUCUAGGCAUCUCUAGCAGCUCGUAGCACGCAGCAGCGGCCAUGCCCUGGUCCCAUCCACGCUGACCUUGUAGAUCGAUCCAUCGGCCAUCAGGCCUUUUCUUCUUCUUCUUAAGUUCCAAACUUCCAAUGGCGCCGGCCAUUGCAGCCUUGCAGGAGAAGUAGACUUUUUUUUUCCCCCUUGGUCAGCAUACUCCAGUAUAAAGCUGCACUGUACUGUACUACUGUAUGUACGAACGUGCUAGCUGCCUUGCUGCACAGUGUUUGUAUGAGUAUGACAUGGUGUGCAGCUAGCUACCGUAACAUGCUGCACGGACCAACCUGUGUCGACGGCCCGUACAGUACCGUAUACGCAAUUGUUUCAACGGCGCGGCCUGGUCCAUCCGUUGCAUUCUUCUUUAUGCGUUGACAAAAUUAAAGCAGCUCCUCCGAGCUGUGCAGUUCGUUUGUUC